CUAAAUGAGAAUUUAUGAGUUUUAAUAUAUUCUUAUCUUCUUCAAAAUACCCUUAAUCUCAUAAACCAAAACCUGCAUCAAAAAUCAUUGUUUCAUAAACAAAAACCAUCCUGAAACAAAAAUCGUCAUGUAAUCUUUCGCCGGAAGAGAAGAAAAAACACACACAAAAAUGAAACCUUCUGAAUCCAGAUCCCAUCAUCGUCGCCUCCCAAUUCCACUUUUCCACUCCUUAUAGCUUCCCUUUUCCUCAACUGCGAUCUAAUGAUUCCAUUGCAUCGCUUCAAUCCCAAUCCUACAAAUCCUUCUUCGCAUACCCAUAUACCGAUUUCGACAUCGAAUCAGGAACCACCACCCAAUCAGAAAACCCAAAACUUCGAUGCUCCACCUGCAACAACCAAACUCGAAAGCCACGACAACAGAGCACGAACAACUUAAUGAAACAAGCGACAAUCUCGAUGGCGAUGACGACGAUGAAGAAGCCAAUCAAGAUCUGAGUCUCAGAGUCAUGGAAAAGGCCUUACGAAUUUGAUGGGUCGAGUCAGAUAAUUUCAUGGGAAGUGAUGGAGGAAAAGCAAACAACGAAUUUGAUUGUGGACUAUGGCGAUUCAAGUGUACGUCUUAUUCUGUGUCUGGCUUCUUCUAAUUUUAUAAAAGAUGGAAUAGUUCAUGAAUUACUGAGUAAUGAAACCACCAAUCUUCAAUCAAAUAAGAGCUCAGUCUGUUAAGGGAACAAUUGAAAAAUAAGGUGAAUGAGUUUAUCGGAAUUUGCAUGAAGCUUCAAGAUGAGAGUGUUACAAAGAGCUUGGAGAUUGAAAAAUGACAAAAAAAGUUGGUUUUCUGGAAAGUGAAUUUGGAGGUCUGAAGGGUCAUUUGGUUUUCGAACAAAGUGAUGGUUUUUUCCGUCACUAAAGUUGAUCUAAACACGUGGCAUUUCACAUCAGCAUAUUACAAUGUCACUUAGACGUUUUUUUUACUUUGACUAACAGACUCAGACGGAAGGACUAACAUGGCGUUGUUUUAAUAGUUAAAGGAUUAAUUUGAACUUUUUAAAAGUUAAAAGAUCAAAUUAGACUCCGAAACAAAGUUAAAGGAUGAAAAAAUGGUAUUUUUCUAAUAUUAAUAUUAUGAUUUUUCUUAAAUGUAGCAAGUUGUUGAGAAAUAACUCAACUCAUGUGUGUUGGGCUAGAAUUUUUUUGACUUUUUUAUUUUUCUAGUACAUCCUUUUUGACAUUUUAAAGUAGGGAAUUUUUUAUUAUGCAGAAACCACUAAAGUGGUGCACCAUGCAACACCAUUUUAAACCAUUCGAUCACACAAGUCCACAGAUGUUAUAAUAGAUUUAUCAUACCAAAUCACUAUCCUUCUCCCUCUCUCAACUCCAUCCCUCCCUUUUGUUCUCGCCGCCACCUCACUUUAUUGCACUCAUUGAACGUACACCUUGUCUGUAGCCGUUCGUGUUUCGCCGCCGCCGCCUCCGUCGUGUCCCUCCUUUCCUCUCGCCGUCUCCUCCGUCUCUCCGUGCUUCAGGGUUUAUCAUUACACCUUAAAUUCAGAAACCUUCCUAAUUCAAAUAAAACUCGACAAUGACGAAUUCGGAAGCUAAUGCAAAGUUUCAAAAACGUAAGCGAAAGGAGAAAAUUCAUGACCAAACCGAAAAACCUUCCAAACUGCACCGUUUGGAGUCUGCUCAGAAGCCUCAGGAGCCUGUGAAAUCUUCCACUCCAUGGAACAAUCUUCAAUUAAUACUGUGCAUUCAAGACAGACAACUUGAUCUUCACAGUAAGGUCAAUCAAGCAUUCAAUUUUGUGAGUACUAUGGUGGGUGAUGAUGCUGACAUUGAUCAACAUUGUGAAACUGUUAAACUACCAAGACUACUAGGUUAUCUUAAGGAUUGGAUCCUGACAGUGUUGUUCCCUCCAAAUGGGAAGGAAAACUGGGGUGAAGGCAAAACACCCCAGCUUGAUGGAAUUGAUGCAUAUAUGGAUGUUGGUUGUUGGGAGAUUUUCAAGUUCUGUCUGCAGGAGUCUUUGAAGCUUCGUGUCUCUUUGAAUAUGUCGCGGAACCUCCUACAGACUGUUCAGUUUAUUGUCAAAAAUGCUCUAUCUCUACUAGAGGACUUCUCCACUUGUUCAGAAGAAAAGUUUAAACUAUACAAUACUGCUCUUGAUUGUAUUUCGUUGGUGUUCUCAUCGCAUGGCGGGUUGUCAAAUGAAAAUUUGGACUUAUGGGUUGAAACAACGGGGGCAGUGCUUGAGCUUGUCUUGAAAGUGUAUGGCAAGAAUCUUGAUGGAAGCUGUGUGGGUGCUUGUGGAUUCCGUUUUUUGUGGUUGGUGCUUCAGCCCUUCUCCAAAUUUUUGAGGGUCCAUCCAGCUAGGAAAGGAUUUCAGAAUUUUGUUGACAAACUUCUUGAACCAUUGUUGCAUUUGUGCGGUGAGUUGCAUCUUCCAGCUAAUAGAAGUGAUCCCGUUUGGACAGGGAGAUUGGUGAAGGUGGUGGAAGAAGUUAUUUCUCAUGGACUUUUUCAUCCAGUUCAUAUUGAUGAAUUUUUAAGCUUACAUGGUUCAGAAAAGUAUGCCGCUUCAUCUGAUGAUAAACCAAAAGAUUCAAAAGCAACUAUUAAGAGUUAUCAUAGACAUUUGUUUGAUGUGCUGAACAAAAUUAUAUCCAAAAAGAAUGCUAUUGCAAUGGGUAGCUUAGGUUUGAUAUUUCGCUUGUUUGCCGAUUCUGCGAGAAAGUUUAAGGGAACUUCAGUUUUGCAUGAAGGGAGCAAUACAACGGAGAAAAUAAAUGAUUCAAGGCCACCUGUGCCAGCAGAAUCUUGUAGCUCCAAUAAUAUUUCUGUAGAUACUCAAAAAUCCCUUUUUAAUUUUUUGGUACUGAUUAUGGAGCCUCUUUUGCUCGAGAUGAAUGCCUAUCUCCAAGCUAAAAUAGAUGCCAAGCUCCUUUUUUGUGAUCUUUAUGGUAUACUAAAGUCUAUUGGUAAUUUGCUUGCUAGUUUUAUGCAAGAGAAAGUAUAUGUGAAAACAGAGGACACAUCUGGAGGAGCUUGUCUCAAUUUCUUGAAGAAAAUAUUUAAUACAUUGGUAGCUAGUUCCACUAGUAUACUCUGCUUAUCCAAUUAUGAUACAACUAAUGUGACGGGGAUGGAAACAUUUAUUUUAUCCGCUAACGAGAUAUUAGUUGCAAUGGGCUACCUUUUGGAAAUUGAGUACGAGGUUAUUGGAGAAGAUUUGGUGAAUUUAUGGCUUAUUUUGUUAUCAUACUCCACCGUCAAUUGCAAUAUGGCAAGUGCUUUUGAUCAAAGCUCACUAUCUUCAACUAUUCCUGCCUUGGGAUGCCAAAUAGUUAAUCUCUACAGUCAACUUCGCCAGGUGCAAAUAGCCAUUCUAGCAUUGUGCAAAGCGCUCAGGCUUAUGACUUGUGACGGUGAUGCUGAAGAAAGUUCUUCGAAGUUAUUGACAUUUCUGUCUAAGAAUGUUUAUUCCGAAUCAGUUGAAAGACUGUUAUCUUCACAUAAGUUCAUCCACACUAUUUAUAAAGCCAUGGAAUCUAUUCCAGAAGGGCAAGUGAGUGGCUUUAUUAGACAGAUAACAGGUGAUAUAUCUGAAACUCUUAGGUGGAUGAAAAACUGCUCUCUAUUGGCUGAUGGGAACAAAUUGCGAAUGAUUAAUCUGCAUGCGGAACUCUUGGGUAGAGGGCUCUCUAGACUGUAUUCUUUAGUGCUUGAUUCAGCCACUAUAACUGAAGGCAAUAGCAAUCUUGUUGGAGUUGCUGUUAAAGAACUUAUGUCAUUGUUGCGUCCCUACUUGAGUAUUCUAGUUGUACAACAACCAGAUACUAUUUGCAAGUUUUUUUCAUCUAUACUAGGAGAAACUGCUGAUCGGGCUGUUGGAAAGGACAAAGUUUUCAAGAAAUUUGGCAGGUCCAGCCAAUGGGUCUUUGUGCUCUUUUUGCAAUUGUUUUUGUCCAGCCGAAGCUUGCUUAGGCAAGCAAUCAGCCUUGUGUCUCCUAGUCUAUCAAAAAAAAUGUCAGCCGAGAUGGGGGAUUACUCAGCAUAUUCUGCCUUUGAGUUGAUGGAGAAGACUGAUGAGAUCGACAUUGGUUUCUUCUCGUGGAUUACCCAACCUUCUGCUUCCCUCCUUGCUGUUAUGCAAUUAAUUUCAGACUUCUAUCUAAAGUAUGGUUUCAAUGAGUGUUCCCCUUUGGUUUAUAUCUUUCAGUCUAUGGCUCUUCAGAGGCUUGUUGACUUGAAUAGGCACAUUGUAUUAUUGAAGUAUUUGCAAAAUAAGCUUUAUAGAUCACAAAUCAAGGCCCUGAAGGAAGAGGCUGCUGGACUUACUAAUUUUAUUAUGGAAAACUUAUCGUGUGUGUAUCAAUCCCCGGUCUUUAUUUCUGAUGAUGUUAAGAGUGAAGAUUUAGUUUCUGUGGCUCCUCAAAUCAACAAAUGGAACCAGGGAAUUUAUGUUGCUAACAAAAAUUCAUUGCCAAUAGCCAUAUGGUCAAAUCUCUGCAAAAAUGUUGAUAUUUGGGGUAAUCACGGUUCCAAGAAGCAGUUGAAAAAAUUCUUCUCACAUUUACUUCAAACUUCCCUUCAUUGUGUAUCAAGCAAGUUUCAAGAGCCAGACAUGCAAGAUAACUGUAAGCUACUCAAGAGAGUCACUUUGCCGCAUAUAUCAGCAGAUCUUCUAAGUGAUUCAAUUUUGUAUGAGCUAAAGUUUGCCCACAGGAAUCUAGCCACAAUCUUUUGCAGUGCUUUAGAGAAAUCUGUAUUACCACUGUUUAGUAAUACCACAUGUACUGCUGUCGAGCUUGGGUCAGUACCUAACUGGAUUGAGUUUUUAAGGGGCCUCGACAACUCAAAAGAGAUUCCAGUUGAUUGUUCUGCAGUUAAAAUGCCGGUCGCUCAUUCAUGUGAUAAGCUUAAUGCUGAUAUCAGCAGCAGUGAAAAUGCCUCCCCCCUUACCAUCAAGAGUUUCACAGAUUGCCAUCUUUUGCUUAAUCUAUUAACUUUGAUGUCAGAUGUCAAUACAGGAUCAUUUUCACAUAUUGCGUCUUGUAUUUUCAACCUUGAAAGGCUUCUUGUAAAUGCCUUGGUAUAUUUUCAGAGCACCGUGUAUCGGGACUAUUAUUGUGAGUAUUUGAGGUUAUUUGUCUCUUGCCGGAAGGCCUUAAGAUAUAUAUUAAUGGGUUUAAGUGAGAAGACAGACACCAUCCGUUCCUCACCAAACUCAGUUAUUUCUGAAAGUUCGUAUCCUGUUUUGUGGCUUUUAAAGUCAUUAACUGUGAUUGCUAGAUUUCAAGAGGUAUUCUCAGCAGAAAAUAUUCUAUUUAAAUCUCUGAUGUUUUCUUUAAUGGAUCACACUUCAUAUGCCUUGUUGGGCAUUGGAAAACAUCAAUAUAUCCAUGCUUUUUGUUUUGAUAAAGAAGAUGAGAUACCUUGUGAAGAAAACUCUGAUCACAAAAUUAGCCAUGCAGAGAAUCAUUUGCUUUCAUCUUCUCAGCAUGUAGAUUCUUCCAAGCUUGAGGCAUUGAAGUGUUUAACCUUAAUGGCUGAGAAUUUGAAAGAGCUGAUGCAAAAUUUGCUUGCAUCUCAAAAGGGUAUUCUUUGCCAUGUCAAUGUGGGUCAUGAUCUUACUUUCGAAAACAUGAAUAGAUUGUCUUCGGCAGUUUCAUGCUUCAAUGGAGUUUUGUGGGCCCUAACAUCUGCCCUGGGUCAAAAUGUCGAAGAUAGUGGUUACAAAGAAAAAGUGUUGAUGUGGAAACGUGAACAUGGCUCAGAACUAAAUAGUUGUAUAUUUUCUUUUGUGGAAGUUGUUAACUUUUUAAUAGACAAAAUGCUCAGUGAGAAUAAUCAACUCUCCGAAAAUUUACACGAUCACCGGAAUUUUGAAAAGCCAGCCUUCAACUUAUGCUCAGUUUCUAAGGCAAAUGGCUCGGCUGGAACGCAAAAAGAAUCUAAAACGGAAGCUACUUGCUCCACUUCAUCAGCAACUGAUAAUGUCUCAAAAAGUGACAGUGAUGUUGAAAUAAUGUCAAAUCCCAAAAGUGUAAACUUUGUUGCCAGUGUUUUGGCUAGGGAUGAUUCCCCUGAGCCACUGGGUUUGAAUAAACCUUUGUUACAAAGCUUGAUAAAAGGUGAUAAUCCAGAAGUAGCUUUUUUACUUAGACAACUGUUAAUAGCUUCAUCGUCUCUUUUGAGGCUAAAUUUGCAGAUGGAUGAUUCGUCAUUGCCUUCAAGUUCUCUGCCUGCAUUUAUUGAAAUCUCACAAGUAUUGUUAUUAGAAUUUACUGAGAUGGUUGGGGUCCCACAACAGUCUGCUUUUCUUUUGUUAGACGGUGCUCUCACCUAUCUGAGAGAAUUAGCAAGUUAUUUUCCUUUUACAGAUCCUACCUCAUCGAGUAAAGUUUAUACAAAAUUAGUACAUAUUCACAUGAGGGCAAUAGGCAAGUCCAUAUUGUUGCAAGGAAAAAGGGCAAAACUAACGUUGCACGAAAGACAGUCAAGCACGAAGACACUGCAUAAAGGACCAUUUGAAGCUUGCUCUUCUAAUGAAAUGCACGACUUUUGCUUGAAUGAAUUGAAAACUAGGCUGCGGGUGUCAUUUAAAGCUUUUAUAGAGGGGCAAUCAGAGUUGCAUCUUUUGUCUACUAUACAGGCCAUUGAGAGAGCUCUAGUUGGAUUAGAAGAAGGAUGCACUGCAAUCUAUGGCAUAAAAACAAACAAAGAUGGGGGUGAAAUUUCAACAGUUGUGGCAGCUGGCAUUGAUUGUUUGGACAUGAUUCUCGAAUUUGUUUCAGGUCGGAAAAGCCUGAAGCUGAUCAAAAGACACUGUCAGAGCUUAGUAUCUGCUGUUUUCAACAUUAUUGUGCAUUUACAGAGCCCACAUAUAUUUUAUGUUAACAUGAGAUGUAAAACAGUUGCCGGUACUCCCGAUCCUGGGUCAGCCAUUCUCAUGUGUGUUGAAGUGCUAACUACAAUUUCAAGGAAACAUGGUCUUUUCUCAAUGGAUGUGUGGCAUGUGGGUCACAUGUUACAUAUCCCUGCUGCAUUCUUUCAGAAUUUCUAUCAACAUAGAAUUUCUAAAGCUUCUCGUCCUUCAGAUUCAAUUAUGGUCUCAGAAGAGCAAAGUUCUCAUUCAGCAGAUGGAGUGAAUUUCUGUCAUGUAGAUCACCAAUUCACGAUUAAUCUAUUUGUUGCUUGUUGUCAACUAUUGUGUACCAUUAUAAGGCAUCGUCCAAGUGAGUGCAAACAGUGUGUUGCCCAUCUUGAAGCCUCUGUCGCUGUUCUUCUUAAUUGCUUGGAGACAGUUUUAGAGAACAACAAAUCGAUGGGGAAUGAAGGCUGGUUUUUGUGGGAAGUAGAAGAGGGAGUGAAAUGUGCUUGUUUUCUUCGAAGAAUAUAUGAAGAGAUAAAACAGCAAAAAGAUAUAUUUGGUCGGCAAUGUUGUCUAUUUUUAUCCAACUACAUAUCGGUUUAUUCAGGAUAUGGUCCCAAGAGAAGUGGUAUCAGAAGAGAAAUAGAUGAAGCUUUACGGCCUGGUGUCUAUGCUUUGAUAGAUGCUUGCUCUGUCGAUGAUCUUCAAUAUCUUCACACUGUUUUUGGAGAGGGACCUUGCAGAAGUACCUUGGCAACUCUUCAAAACGAUUACAAACUCAAUUUUAAAUAUGAAGGAAAAGUGUGACCUGAAACUCUGUUGAUGUAAUAUUUAAGGAAAGCCAACUUUGUUCUUGUAGGGAACCGUGUUUGUCAAUUUUGCAUCUUGUGACAAAACUAGCUUUACAACAUUCCGGGUGGCCAUUUUACAAAGUAAUAUUUAUUGGGUUGUGGAAGACACAUUAUACUGAGGAAAUUUCUUGCGCCAUUCAUGUCGCUAGGUUCAGCUGUAACAGUUCAACAGUCAACACUAUCAUAGAUAAUUAUUUAACUGUUUUUUGUAAUUUUUCAAGCGUAGUUUGAAGAUAGCUUGAACUAAAUUGUCCAAUUUUUAUGGUCGGCUAAUCGAAAGUAAUAGAAAGUUUUGUGACAAUGGUACGUAGUACGAUAAUUUCGGUGACAACAUUAGCAAUUCAGAUAUACAGAAACUGGUUGACUUUGAUUGAAGUUUAUGAUAUCUGUUGUGUUGAAUAUUAGGUAAUGAGGCGUAUCAACAGCUGAUUUCCUGUAGGCCA
Vicia villosa (hairy vetch) is the source of this 8167-nucleotide messenger RNA. RefSeq lists its product as uncharacterized. NCBI's taxonomy places the organism in Eukaryota, Viridiplantae, Streptophyta, Magnoliopsida, Fabales, Fabaceae. Gene Ontology annotation, cellular component: nucleolus. The coding region runs from base 1582 to 7680 and encodes 2032 amino acids. The transcript is spliced from 12 exons. The record is from RefSeq and is a predicted model, not a curated record. Gene Ontology annotation, biological process: ribosome biogenesis.